Molecule: messenger RNA, 1344 nt
Organism: Rotaria sp. Silwood1
Lineage: Eukaryota; Metazoa; Rotifera; Eurotatoria; Philodinida; Philodinidae
Source: the annotation of a GenBank genome assembly
AUGAAUAUAUUCUCUUGUCUAUGUAUAUGUGUACUUUUUUCUGCGAUAGCACCAUUUAUUCCUCAUCCAGCGGUGCGAUUUGGUGGUCAAGCUGGAAACAGUAUAACUCAUACCGAUAUAGUUCAAUUUGGUUUUAUUCGAAGUCUUGCUCAAUUUUUUAUUGAUACUAAAACUCAAGAAAAAGCUACAUUUAACAUCGAAGAUUUUAAACGUGACCAUACUAUUGAUGAUCUCUAUCAGUUAGCUCAUCCUGAUUGGACAAAAGACAAAGUUAAUUUAUAUUCUUAUCCAUUAAAAAGUAUUAUUGAUAAGAUUCAAGUAAGAAAUGCUCUAGUUGAUCUCAAUCCAUCAACAAAAAAUCUACCAUCAGCUCAUUUUGAUAGUGAAUCAUUUAAUGAAAGCAAUCAUCGAAUCAUAAGAUUACGAAAGAAAGAUGCAAAUAAUCCUAAUAAAGAUUUAGAUGAAGCACGUGGAAGAAUUGGAGAUUUACUUCAUACACUUCAAGAUUUUUAUUCUCAUUCGAAUUGGGUUGAAAUGGGUAAAACAGAAAUAAAUUCUCAUAUUGGUAUUCAAGAAAAUAUUGGUCGAAUAGCUGAUAUCAAUCAGGCAACAUGUAGUAGUGUUGGAUGUAAAAAAGUUCAAUCGAACUGUAAUAUCAUUCAAAAACUUGUUAUAAAAGCAUGUCCAAUGUCGUAUUAUGAAUGUAAAGAUAAUAUUCUCGAUGAAAUCAAUAAACAAGGCAUAUUAACUAGUGGUUAUAUGUCAGAUCAAUUAAAUUCUAAAGGAGAACCAAUAGUAAAACCAAACAAUGUACAAAAGUGUUCUCAUGGUUCUGUCAUGGAUAAAACAGCUCAUCAAAUACCUAUAGGUGGUAUCAAUAAAGAUGCAAUGACAUCUAUGUUUUCUCCUCAUUAUUAUCUUCAUACUCAAGCAGUAAAGUUUGCAAUAGAAGCUACUGAACGAUUUUUCAAUGAUUUACGAAAAGAUUUAGGUGAUAGAAAUUUUGAUCGUCUCUUUGCCAUUAAUCCAACUGAAGAACAAAUCAAAAAAGCAACGAUUGCCAUAGAAAAUCGGGAAAAGUUUCAUUUUUUUACAUCAAUACUUUCGAUUGGUCUAAGUACUCGUGAUAUUAAUUUUGACAAAGCAAUAAAACAGCGUAUUCAAGAAAUUAUCUCAAUACUGUUUAAUAUCAAAGAUGACACUGCACCAACAUAUGAUCUCAGUGACAUUGGAAUUGACAAAAGUAAUGUGAACAUACAUGCAGCUCCAUUACUAAUUGAUAAUUCUAAAACUAUCAAAACAAGACGAAUUGGUCAACGUCGAUAUAAAUGGACUAUGAUAUGA